Molecule: messenger RNA, 2055 nt
Organism: Dunckerocampus dactyliophorus (ringed pipefish)
Lineage: Eukaryota; Metazoa; Chordata; Actinopteri; Syngnathiformes; Syngnathidae
Gene: plpp6
Product: phospholipid phosphatase 6
Exons: 2
Coding region: 168-995 (275 amino acids)
Molecular function (GO): sphingosine-1-phosphate phosphatase activity
Source: RefSeq, a predicted model, not a curated record
AGUCUUUGCAAUAAUAGGAGAAAACAAAUAUGGCGUCCAGUGGGUUCAGUACGUGAUUGGAAUACUCUACCGUCCAGUUGACGACAUAAAGCGGCGACAGGCAGCACAAUACUGCGGAAACGCCCCCACUGCGGUGCUAUCUCACGGCACCUAUAUUACCACACAAAAUGUCUUCACCUAAGGCCAAACACUCCGGUCGCGGAGGCGGAGGGAGCCCGGUGCUCGGUGGCACCAAUGGCCGCUACGAGUUCAAGUCGCUGACCAAACCGCUAAGCUCAGAUUCGGCCACCGCGCGGCUGCGAGCCUCGGAGAGCCCCACACGCCGCCGGGGCUCCAGCUCCUCCACCGGCUCAGCGAGCGGACAUGGGCCGUCGGAGGAGGACGGCAUCCGUCUCAACCCGUCACUCUUCCGCGUGGCCCUUAGCUCGUUGCUCGCCAUUGACCUGUGGCUCUCCAAGCGGCUGGGGGUGUGCGCCUGGGAGGACUCGUCUUGGGGGAGUGUGCGACCGUUGAUGAAGCUUAUCGAGGUGACGGGUCACGGCAUCCCUUGGCUGGCUGGCACCGCCUACUGCCUCUACAAGAGCGACAGUGCAGCCGGGCAGGAGGUCAUGCUCAACCUCCUCUUUGGUCUGCUUUUGGACCUGGUCCUGGUCGGCGUUGUCAAGGCGACGGUGCGGCGGCGCAGGCCCGCCCACAACCGUAUGGACAUGUUUGCCACCUUCUCUGUGGACCGCUACUCGUUCCCCUCAGGCCACGCCACACGCGCCUCCAUGUGUGGCCGCUUCCUGCUGGCGCACUUGGUGCUCGCCGCCCCACUGAGAGUCCUCGUCCUGCUGUGGGUGGCCACGGUUGGGCUGAGCCGCAUCAUGCUGGGCCGACACAACGUGACCGACGUGGCCUUCGGCUUCUGGAUGGGCUACUGCCAGUACAACCUGGUGGAGAUGCUGUGGCUCUCGCCUCAAAGCCUGCAAGGGCUGCUGGGACACUUUGCAUAGCUAGCUAGCACACUGAAAGACUACUAUUAUAUUAUUAUUAUUACAUAUGAGUAACAGCUACACUGUUUUUAUUAUCUCUGUGAGGACUGUGCAUUCCAAUCCAUGUAAUUAUGGAGUUGUUCAUAUUGUGGUUCAUUCCAGCAGAACUCUCCAUUCACAGUCAGCAGCACAUCCUGUAAAUAAUUGUUAUCAGCAUAUAAACAGCAUUUCGUCAAUAGGGGACAAGAAUGCAUGUCGUGUUUUCACCUUUGACCUUGACUAUCUGGGCGGCCUUGUGCUGGCUCUCACAUCGGUUUCAUCUGGUAAUUACAAUGUUCCAGGUCAUAUUUUGGACCCUUUUUGGGGGGUCUCGCGACCCUUAAACAGUGGACAAUUUGUCUGGCAGGAGUCAUUCAGAGUGCUUAGUAAGAUGUAACUUUUCAUGUGAAUUCAGUUUUAUAUGGUACCAAAAUUUGAUCCAGCCCAUUUUUCAGCACCUUAUUUUGGGUCCCUGUGGCCACAUGCGGGGGGGGGGCUCCAUGGCAGACGUUCAUAUCUGUUCAUUUUUGGGUCCGCGUUAUAUGACCCUGGGCUCAGAUAUUGGUACCUCGUUUGUUAGAUCAAAGUGCUCUGGGCUGCUAAAAUGUCAAAGUGGCCCUUGACCACUUUCAUUUUUCAGUGAAUGGCCCUCGCUGGAAAAAGUUUGGACACCCCUACAUUCCACUGAGGAACAUUUACAAUCCCAUGCACAUGAUUUGGGAUAGGAAAAAAAGGGUGUUUUACAUCAUUUAACAUAAAACUACUGUAUAAUGUUUUUCUUAUUUGAGUCCAUAUUUUGCUUGUGUAGCUUUUCCAAAAGGUGGUUCAGUUUGAGCAAUGCUUUUGUUUGAACACGCACACACACACACACACACACACACACGCACUAGUUCAUUAACCUUUGCUUGAUGUCGUCUUUUUUGUAUUGAUUUAACAAUUCAAGCUAUGCAGCUGAAGGUAAGCUUACUUAAGUCUUAUUCAGUUCAAAAUUCAAUGUAUGUUUCACUUACCGUACACUUACAUUUUUAGUCGUUUGUGUGCA